AUGCAACCAAUGCAGCCGUUUUCUUCUUCGACUCGCGCCUCGUUACGCAUACGCGGGAGCUCGGCGCAGCUAUUCUUCUUCUUCUUCUUGUCCUCUGGACGUGUGGCUCAUAGCAACUGUGGGGGAUUGGACAAGACUGAGGUGGAUAAGUGUAGUUCUAGUCGAGUGUGCAUCUUUUUGAUCGCGGACCUCAGCAUCGCGGAUGUUGUAACAAAGCCUGAAUUCGUCGCCGAAACGACUCCUCGCAGCGCGUCGAGCGACCCUUCGCUGGCCGCCUGCCCGCACGAGCAGCCACCGCCCCAGCAACAAGCGAUGGGCUCGCCCGCCAACGCCGCCAUGGACGCGCUGCGUCGCUGGCGUCCCGCGAUCAAGGGGGCCACGCCCACGGCGGCCCCGGACGACCCGACGGCCGGGGGCCGCCACGAACGCGCCAUGAUGGUCACCCUGCUAGUCAACAUGUCGGCGGGCACGGCGCUGGGCUACGCGUCCGCGUCCAUGCCUCGCAUCGAGCUCGAGCCCUGGUACCCCCUGUCGCCCAGCGCGCCCCAGAACCAGUGGGUCGCCGACGUCCUGCUGCUCGGGGCGGUCGCUGGAGCGCUGCUCUCCGGGUUCCUGCUCAACCUGCUGGGCCACAGGAGAACGUUGCUGCUGUCCGCCUUCGGCCUAAUCAACGCCUGGAUAUGCAUCAUCGUGUCCAACAGCAUCACCAUGCUGCUCAUCGGCCGCGUAACUUGCGGCCUCUGGCUCGGCGUCUCCACCAACUCCGUGAGCCUCUACGUCUGCGACGUGGCGCCUCCCGCAAAGAGGGCCUUCUUUGGCGGGCUCACCGAGGUACGCGGCGGCUGUUUCACGCCGACACCCUAAACGCGGGGUGCAAAUUAAGUUUCUCUGUGCUUAAACUAGGUCUUUUGAUUGUGAUUGGUUUCAAAUUCUGCGAUCUGCCAUCUUCUCGAAUCGAACUCUCUGUGGCAAUGAGGUGAAAGGCUACAGGGGACGGAGCUUCUGUACAUGUGUUACGUCGCCAAGUGUAGGCCGGCAGACUCUGACAGCCGCUUUGAAUCAGCGUAGCCUGGUACUUGCAACGGUUUCGCAUUUGCCCAAACGCGGAAGAGAAAAAGCGGUUAAUGAUAAAAUA
Messenger RNA from Dermacentor andersoni, 1135 nucleotides. Its product is annotated as solute carrier family 2, facilitated glucose transporter member 6-like. The record is from RefSeq and is a predicted model, not a curated record. Gene Ontology annotation, molecular function: transmembrane transporter activity. Gene Ontology annotation, cellular component: membrane. NCBI's taxonomy places the organism in Eukaryota, Metazoa, Arthropoda, Arachnida, Ixodida, Ixodidae. Gene Ontology annotation, biological process: transmembrane transport.